GUACGUAUCUCACUGAGUCACUGCCAUCUGAAUCAGAACAGGUUGGCCACAUUCGAGAAGCCGUUGAAGCGUGAUCAUGGCGCGUGUUGUUUGCAGGUCGCAGCUCCUCAAUGCAGGCUUGCACCUCCCUUCCAGUCGUGUGUGCCAGCGGAAAACCCAAAAAUUGCAUCCUCUUGGUGCCUUGUCAGACAGAUAUGCAGAAACAGAAUGCGCGCUUCUGAGAUGUUUGCUCCUCCGGCGCCCUGGGAGGUUAUCUAGUCAAAGCAAGGGGGCACGAUGUGCGGCGGAAGUGCAGAGCCCCGCGAAAGCUUCAGAGUCAGAGGGGGAUGGAGUUCAAGACUCCGAAAAGGUGGCGGUCAAGAGAGUUCCCAAGGCAUCGCAGCAGCAAGUGAACCAGCGGGCCAAGGACUCCGACUGGAAAAGCGCGCAGCAACUCUUUGAGAGCGGGGAACUAGUCAGCGCGAAAGUCGAGGGGGCCAAUAACGGGGGGGUGCUUAUCAAGCUCGGGAGCCUGCUCGGGUUCGUCCCCUUCUCGCAAAUACGGUCGAAUGACGGGACGAAGAGUCUAUCGGAAGUCGGGGCAUCGCUCGUGGGGAAAACGAUCACGGCGAAAGUGAUCGAAGUCAAUCGGAAGGCGGGGCGUUUCGUUCUUUCAGAGAAGUUGGCAGCCUGGAUCGAGGCCGCGCAGCAACUCACAGUCGACGAAGUUCGAGAGGGGAGAGUCGACUCGCUAACGGAUUUUGGGGCGUUCGUAGACAUCAAAUUCCCAGACGGGUCAUAUCCAAUCAGCGGGCUGGUUCACACGAGCGAGCUGUCAUGGGACCCGGUACAUCACCCCGAGGACUUGCUGACGGUCGGACAGGAAGUGCGCGUGAAGGUCGUCAAUGUCGACAUGGAGCGCAUGCGCCUCGCGCUGUCGCUCAAGCAGCUCGAGAACGACCCGCUGCUCGAGACGCUCGACACCAUCAUGCCGGCCGGCUAUGACGACGACUUGACUGACGAUGAGCUGGCGGUGCUGCCGCUGCCGGGACUGGAGGACAUUUGCAACGAGCUCCAAAAAGAAGAUGGGGUGCUGUCGGUGGCGCUGGGGCGGCAGGCGGUGGAGAAGCGCGUCGUAUCGCAGGACCUCGAGCUGUGGCUCAGCAACGCGCCCGCAGAGAACGGGUACACCCUGCUCGCGCGCGCGGGCCGCCAGGUACAAGAGGUGAUGGUUGAAACUACGUUAGAUCGAGAGGCUAUGAAAGCAGCAAUCCAAAGAGUCACGACUAUUGUACCUUAGACCUUCUGGUGGAAUACGCUGCACAACUGGACCAAUGACUACAAAUGGUCCUGGAAUCCAAUUAGUCAGGUUCAUGACACUUUCGUGAAAGAACACUUGCGUUAUGCUCUUCGACUUUGCCAAAGUGUUUGGAAAUUGUGCACAAUUCCAAGUGAACAGUUACCAAGUCCUAGUUGAGCUUCUGAGCAGAAACUUCUGCUCUAUUAGAGUAAGAUUUUAUGGUGACCGUCAGUAUUAUGAGCAAUAAGUUAGGCCACGCUAGCUGAGCGCCAAUCAUUGCGGGUCCGACUGGGG
Messenger RNA from Klebsormidium nitens, 1573 nucleotides. NCBI's taxonomy places the organism in Eukaryota, Viridiplantae, Streptophyta, Klebsormidiophyceae, Klebsormidiales, Klebsormidiaceae. The record is from the annotation of a GenBank genome assembly.